This is a messenger RNA of Magnolia sinica, 3265 nucleotides long. RefSeq lists its product as uncharacterized. The coding region runs from base 158 to 2869 and encodes 903 amino acids. Lineage: Eukaryota; Viridiplantae; Streptophyta; Magnoliopsida; Magnoliales; Magnoliaceae. The transcript is spliced from 20 exons. Gene Ontology annotation, cellular component: nucleus. The record is from RefSeq and is a predicted model, not a curated record.
AUUCUGCUACGAAAAACCCUUCUCCCACUCCCGCUUCUUCUUCUUCUUAUUUUCGCCCUUCGUUCCCUCCAAAAUCUCCGAUUUGCCACUUCGCGAUUCCCAUCUCAACCAAACACUCCAUUUCCAGAAUCAAAAUCUCCAUCUGUUGCAGUAAACGAUGGUCCGUCCAAAGCAGUCUUCUUCCAAGAAACCGAAGAAUCGCGGCAGUAUUGAUUUCAAAAAAAUAAAGCGUAAGAUCGGUCGGAAACUGCCACCACCGAAAAAUGCCACCAACACCCAAGUCAAAUCCAAAGCUAUUGUUCUUCCCGAACAGAGUGUUGCAUCAGAGAGGGUGGGCUUGGCUGUGAGUAGAAAGGGGUUGACAUUGAAAGAGCUUCUUCAGCAAACAUCCCAUCACAAUGCCAGAGUUCGCAAAGAUGCGUUGAUUGGUGUCAGAGAUCUAGCCCUUAAAUACCCAGCAGAACUCAGGUUGCACAAACUUGCCAUAAUAGAGAAGCUGCGUGAGCGCAUCAGUGACGAUGAUAAAGUGGUCCGCGAAACCCUGUAUCAACUUCUGAAGUCAGUGAUUUUCCCUUGUUCUAAAGAGGAUAUCCCUGGACCUAUUAUUUCCUUGAUGAUGGCUUAUGUUUUUAAUGCGAUGACGCAUAUAGCAAUUGAUAUUCGGUUGAUGGCUUUCAAGUUCUUUGACCUUAUCAUUCUGCAUUAUCCAUAUUCCUUUUUCUUGUAUUCUGGAAAGGUUCUCCAGAAUUAUGGAGAUAUUCUACGGAACAGCCAGACCUAUUUACAAGACAAGAGCAAACUCAAGAUUGCUUUUGUUGGGCUGGUUCGCUGCUUGUCUUUGUUGGCUUGUGAUAAGAAAAAAGUUGAUGCAUCAGACAAACAGGUUCCUGAUGUCCGGGGAACAUUGCAUGCUUUUGAGCCUGAGCUACCCCAAGAGCAUAUUGGGGUUUCUUCUAUCACUGAAAAAUUAGAAGAUCUUUUGCCAAUUAUAGUAAACUGUUUCCAUGAAUUCAUUCCACUGGUUCGUAACAUGCCCACUGUUGAAAGUCAAUCAUUUGAUUGUAUGCAAUGCAUACUUCAGAGCAUCAACCUUGUAGUGAAGUUUUUCACUUAUGCGACAAAUAAUCUUCGUGCAAGUUUUGGAAUUUCUAUUCCAUCUCUAUGUAGAGGACCUGUUAUGACAACGUGGGGUGAGAGCUCCAUCCCUGUGAAACUGAAGAAAUUGUUUGAAGUCUUUCCCCUUUACCCGGUGCAUCACUCUGCAGAAAAGGAAGACCGCAGAUAUUUUGCAUUGAAUGUUGGAAUCACUGAAAUCUUCCUUCAACUCAAUGAAUGGAUUGGAUCUCCUACUGUUCUUUUUGAGAAAUUUCUUGGAUUUGUAGAACACGUUUUGUUGCUGCAGAGUACGAGUGAUCCACGGUCUAAUAGAGUGCCCGAAAAGCAUUCAGUUUCAAUUCUUCCAUUUGUUCCAAGACUUGUAUCACAAGCACCAGGCCAUUGGAAAUAUCGCCUUGUGGAGGCCUUCACUAAAGCUUUCAUUGGAUGCAAACCUGAGUCUACAUUGAAUUUGGCAUGCCUAUCUGCAAUAGAAGAAAUGCUGCUUCCUACACAAAGGCAACAUACACUGUUAUUAGAUGCGAGUAGCCCAGACAUCAUAGGAUACCAGGUUAUAUGGAUACGGCAGCUGCCUGAAUUGUUGUUGAGAUUAGGGGAUAGACAGGCUUCUGCUUCAAAGGUGGUUUUGCAUCUCCAACUUCGCUUGGGUCAGUGUGCUCCAAUGAACUCCUCUGUUGCUGAGGAGUAUGAUAACAUGCAAUGCCUGUUGAAAGAGUUCUACAGUUUACGUCUGGACGAUGGAACAAUACACUAUGGCCCUUUUCUAAAACUCCCCAAAGAUUGUCAGGAACUUGCCAUCUGCUGUCUAUAUUACUUCUCAUGGUUUGAUCCAUGUUUACUUGAGUCAUUAGCUUAUUGCUGCCUAUGUGAUAAUUUGGAUCCAUAUGUAAUAUUCCGGAUCAUAGAGAUUCUAGAUUCAGCCUAUAAAGCUGGACACAUCCAGAUGACAGAGCACAUCAGUUUCUUGGUCACUUUAUUAGCACGCUUCAAAGUUUUUCCUGACAAGGUUUGUUUUGGCCGAGAGAGUGAGGAAAAGAUCUCAAAUCGCGGAACUUUUGAGGCCAUCAGCAAUGCAGUUUGCUCUUGCCUUUCUCAGAUGGGUGAUAAUGCUCUUGUUCUUAAGAUAUUGCAGAAAGUCAUAGUCAAUGUGUUGUCCCUCAAGCCGUCUUUAGACAAUAUGCGUGGUAUUUUGAGAAUGAUUGUUAUGCUGGACUGCAGACCCACAAAACUUACAGAGGAGAGUAUUAGAACUUUAAGCUACUCCCUUUCUGACUACUUUAUUAGCGCUGCGUCGUACAUAACAGAGAAUGAUGAUGAGACUGCAGAGUCCGACCAGAAACGCAUCUUCCAAUAUUACAUCCGACCUGCCAUCUUCCUGCUGUGUAGAAGCAAGAAACUCUUGGAUCUUGUGCUGAAUUUGCUGGGGUCCUCAAUAAUGGAACUUCAUUCAACAUUUCCUUCUGGCCAGAACAAGCAAUAUUCUUUUGAACCAUCGAGUAGGGUCCAUGCUGUCACAUGCAUCCUACUAUUCAUGCAUAAGGAUGUGAAAAUUCAACAGUGUAUUUCUUCAUGUAAAGAAGCUGUAAAGCGUAUUUUGCAGAAUAUACUCAAAUUACAGGCUUUAAAUGAAAGCAAUAUGACUCUUCGAGAAAGACACAAAAUACAGCUUGCAUUUGACCGGCUGAGGGCUGAAACGGAUAGAUUACACUCGUGGGAUGCUGAUGAUCUUAAGAAAGUUUCAGAAGUGGAAUGACUUAUCAGUAUCAUUGUUAUGAUGGAAGGAUGCAACCCCCUGGCCAAGAGAGAGAAUUAGAAUGACAGCGGCUUUUACUUCAGAAAGGGGGAGCUGGCAGAGGUGCAAUGGGGUGGGCUGCCAACAUCAUUAAACCCUGCCACAGAGUCUCUAAGGAAAGCUGAGCGGUAGCUGGAUGUAAAUUUUCAAGUAAUGAGCGAUCAGAGGAACAUAAGGUACAUGUUUUUCCCAUUUUACUUUGGUUUUUGAAGGGCUGUGUAUUGCUUUGCUGAAAGGGGGGAUGCUUGGUCCUUUGAAAAUUUUGUAAAACAGAUAGGAGUAGAUGGCCCAUCAAGCCAAAUAGUCAGAUGGGCGAGGCCUUUGGUUUUAUAGUCGUAAGUUAUAUUUCGUUAGCAA